AACCUUAAAUACCACAUUCAACCUUCCAUGGUACCAAGAAACACAAAUGGAACCCACUUGUAGUGGCCAUGAGUUACCCUUGAACGAGAAUGAUUCACAAGAUAUGGUGCUCUAUCAGGUCCUUAACGAAGCCAGCACCAUCGUUGGCUUUGGCGCCACUGCUGUUUCCCGAACUGCCCUCCAACCGACUCGUGUUAUAAGCAAGAGUAAGCACUACAGAGGGGUAAGGCGUCGUCCAUGGGGUAAAUAUGCAGCCGAGAUUCGUGAUUCAAAUAGGCAUGGUGCGAGAGUAUGGUUGGGGACGUUUGAGACGGCUGAGGAUGCGGCGUUGGCUUAUGAUCGGGCUGCGUUUGAAAUGAGAGGUGCUAAGGCGCUUUUGAAUUUUCCAGCCGAGCUGAUGGCAUCCAUGCAGAAGACUAGUCAAGAAUCGAACUUCAAUCGGAACGAUUGGCAAGGAUCAUGUUCGAGCAGUAGUUCUCGUGAGAUAUCGAAUUCAAAAGGUGCACCAGGACCAUCUUGUGAAGGAAAGAUGCUGCAGCUGUUGUGAAGGAAAUAUAUACAUACAUACAUAUAUAUAUAUAUAUAUAUAUAUAUAUUAGUAUAUUUCAUUUGUAGAGGAGCAUGCAUGUUUUAUGAUCUAUGGUUUUUGUUAAGGUUUCAUAUAUAUAUAUAUAUCUCUCUUUUUCUUUCGUUUUUUUCUCUCUUUCUCUCUAUAUGUGUCUGUGUGAGAUGAUGUGCCUUAAAUCCAUGCUUGGUGACCACUUUUCUAUGCUACGCGAGGUGGGCAUCUGCCCAAAUCAUCUCCUAGAGAUCGCAUUGGAAGUAGACCCAAUUGGUACAAAAAGGCGACAAGCAGGGGCGGAUGCAACUAAGAGGGAACCGUGUCUAUAAAAUUUCUGGAUCCGUCAUUGACGACAAGGAUAUGACGUUAAUUUUUAAGUUAUUAUUUGUAUAGGGGGCUCUUUUUGUAUAUCUUCUAUUCUCCUACUUAUCUUUCUCAAGUAUGAACCAAGCUUAUUUCUCCAAUGCUUUUUGAGUUUUAUUUUCUCAAGUGUAACAAUAUUAAAGUGAUAGUGGAUCAGUUUUCGUGUUCCUC
Cynara cardunculus var. scolymus (artichoke) is the source of this 1096-nucleotide messenger RNA. Its product is annotated as pathogenesis-related genes transcriptional activator PTI5-like. Gene Ontology annotation, biological process: regulation of DNA-templated transcription; ethylene-activated signaling pathway. Gene Ontology annotation, molecular function: DNA binding; DNA-binding transcription factor activity. The transcript has a single exon. The record is from RefSeq and is a predicted model, not a curated record. NCBI's taxonomy places the organism in Eukaryota, Viridiplantae, Streptophyta, Magnoliopsida, Asterales, Asteraceae. The coding region runs from base 47 to 547 and encodes 166 amino acids.